This is a messenger RNA of Rotaria socialis, 972 nucleotides long. The record is from the annotation of a GenBank genome assembly. Lineage: Eukaryota; Metazoa; Rotifera; Eurotatoria; Philodinida; Philodinidae.
AUGUUACGAACAUUGCUUCUAUUAUUGUCAACAACAAUUAUAUCCGUUUCAAUGUUAGUCUGCUAUGAUUGUCCACUUAGACAUUAUGGUUUUCUGCUAACACCGGAUAAUAUUCCCAUAUUUACUGAUUGUACAACAACUAUUACAACGGGCAAUUUUUGCUCAUUAAAUAUUUAUUCAGAUGACAAUGGAAAAACAAGUAAGCUAAGAGCUAAUCCAAACAUGGGUACCGAACGUGCAAAUGUUUCUUAUAUUUUAACGGGAUUUGAUGUCCCAAAGAGCUUUGAUGAAAUUGUGGGAUUCGGCAUUUUGUAUCAGUGUAUGAAUGAUAAUUGCAAUAAUCCACAAAUGAUAUUAAAACGAAUACUUCAAGCAUCAAAAAUUGAAACAUACAAACCACCUCAGUUACAAUGGGCAGUUGAUCAAUCCUCACCUAGUCCAACUCUUUUGUGUUCAACAUUUUCAAACUUUACAAGCAUCGAUGAAUGUCGUCCACCAUUUCAUGUUCGUGAAUCAUCAAAUUCUGUUGAUAUUUGUUCAACAUAUUGUGUUACAGCAAUCAGAAUCGAUCCAGUAGACUUAAAAACUGAAAGUGUAUGUUCGUAUUGCGAGCAAGAAACGACAGAACGAUUUCUCUACAUUGAUGAAAGAAUACAUUUAUUAGACAAACGUAUUAGUUAUUUACAACAAUUAGAUUAUCUCUGUAAUACAAGUAACUAUUGUAAUUCAUUGGACAAUAUACGACAAAUACAACAAAGAUACAAAAUAGAAUUUGAUUUUGAUAUAUUUUUUGGUUCUGAUAGUACAACGAUGAUGACCCAAACUACCAGUGACAUGACAAUGAUUACGAAAGUCACAACUGGCACACCAAUGAUCACCACAACCCGAAACAGUAUGACGAUGAUGACCAUGAAUGUUAACUUACAAUUAAUAACCUAUUCAUUUUUAAUUCUCUCAGUUUUUCUUGAAUAA